AUGAAGAAGUACAAAAAUGUCAGCCGAUCGUGGAGAUUAAAGAAGUAUCCUGUUGUGGAGAUCAUCACGCAUAUCACAUUCUAUGCUGUUAGAUUUAUCCUUUUUCUAAUAACACGCGCAUUCUACUUUAAUCUCAAGAUUGUUACACCCAGUGCAAAGUCAGCCGCGAAUAACUACAUGGUGAACUAUACAUUUUCACUCUUCCUUUUGUACUUUGUUCUGUACUGCAUCUUUACGGAGAAUAUCUAUGGAUACUGUUUGGCUGUUGUUGUUAUGUUCCAUAACUUCGUUCUCAUGGUUGCGAUCGUGAUAACCACACACAUUGACGAUCGUACCAAGGACAACUACUGGAUUCUUAGCCUUGUGAUCUCAUCAACAUACAUUUUCGAGCUGUGCAUUUCUAUAUUUUUCAUCCGCAAAAGCAGAACUGAAAGCAACAGAGCCCUCUUCCAGAAAAUAGGUGCAGACCAGAAAAUCAAUGACAUGUAUUCAACACGGCAAAAGCUCCGAACGCUUAGCACUAUAAACAUAUUCAUUCCGAUCAUAACAGUGCAGAAAUUGUACCUUGCGCCCACACAGUUUGGACUGAAAAGCGAAACAUCUACCGCUGUGAUACUGCUUCUAACGGUAAUACAGCAUCUGUUUGUCUAUGCAAACUUCCAUCAAGAAAGCCUUGUACAAAGAAUAAUAGCAGUGGCCAUCACGAUCAUUAAAGCAGGACUUAGUCUAAAUCUUAUAAUAUUGACAGCAAUAAAAUACGCAUACCUAUUAAAUAAAGCAAAUGAUGCGAGAAUUAUAGUGUACCUCGACCUUUUGUUAAUUACACUAGUCUUUUUGUACUAUCUGUGGAAGGAUAUGAGAAAUUUUGGAAAGGGGUUGCAAAAGCAUAUCUUGUUCAGAACCAGAGAGCUUACGCUCUGA
Molecule: messenger RNA, 921 nt
Organism: Vittaforma corneae ATCC 50505
Lineage: Eukaryota; Fungi; Microsporidia; Nosematidae
Exons: 1
Coding region: 1-921 (306 amino acids)
Source: RefSeq, a predicted model, not a curated record